This is a messenger RNA of Penicillium expansum, 924 nucleotides long. Its product is annotated as alpha/beta fold hydrolase. NCBI's taxonomy places the organism in Eukaryota, Fungi, Ascomycota, Eurotiomycetes, Eurotiales, Aspergillaceae. Bases 1 to 924 code for a protein of 307 amino acids. The transcript has a single exon. The record is from RefSeq and is a predicted model, not a curated record.
AUGGAAUACUUCCGGCAUACCGCUCACAUCGGAACCCACUCCUUAAGCUACGCGUUGCGAGGCAUCCCUCGGCAACCCGGCGCCCCAUUAGUGGUGGUAAUCUCCGGAAUCACGAGCAGCGCGCUAGAAUGGAGCGGAGUGUGUCGCCAUCUCGAGAAAGACGCGUCUAUUCUCCUAUACGAACGGACUGGCUACGGCCAGAGCGAGGAAUUCCCAACGGCGGAGCCAGACUCUCUGACUAUCGUCGAUGAGCUGUCCAGACUGCUGAUUGCUGCGGCACUCCCGCCCCCGUACCUGGUGGUGGGCCAUUCCUGGGGCGGGAUGCUCGCACGGGAGUUCCUAGCCGCGCGCGGGCCCGAAGACAUCUGCGGAAUGGUGCUAGUGGAUGCAGUGCAGGAACGGAUGUUCAUCGAGACGUGGCCUGAUCCCAGCAUCGCCGCAGUCAUCGAGGGGCUCGACUACAGGGAGGUCGUGGGGCUGGACCGCGAUCACCGACUGACCGAGUCCGAGUGGGCGGAGAUGAUGGCGGAAGAACUUAGCCCCCACCACGAGCGCCAGGCCGUCCGGGAGCUGCCCCAGUUGCAGAUCAGCCGCGGGGUCCUAGCUAAGAAGGAACAACUUCGUCCUGGUCGGGAUCUGCUGCAAGGUAAGCCGCUUAGUGUGCUUCGCGGUAAUUCUCUGCGGGAUAUGGAGCGGCUGUACCAACGGGGCGUAGAACAGGGGUUGGGGACUGACGCCCAGCGAGCAACUUUUCGUGACAUUAUAGCCAAUACGGACCACAACGAGGAGGAUUUGCAACGCGAACUUCUGAAUCUGUCGACCAAUGCACGCUUCUCCACGACAUCUCAGAGUGGCCAUAAUAUUCAGCUCACUGAGCCUGAACUAAUCGCCGAUGAAAUUCGUUGGGUCCUACAGCGGAUUUGA